CUAACCUCCUAAACUUUUCUAAAUCUUGAGAUAAAAGUGAAAACACAAACUGCGGAAAUAAAAAAACGCGAUAUUGGUAUCAGAGCUUCACUUAGCUGACUGUAUGACCUCGCACGGUAUUACCAGGGUUACGUUCAACCACCUGCACAGCGUCAUUGAAUUAGAAUAGAUUGAGUUAGACUGCAUAUAAAUGUACUUGGAAUACUUAGUAUUACUGAUCGAGCUGCCUGCGGGGUCGAGAAACUUAUGUAUUCUGUAAGCGCGCCUAUGGUUGUGAAUUUGAAAUGAAGUAAAUGAGGGAGACGAACAGUUUUCAUCGCCCACGCUGUUCGAACUUGAAUGUCCCGCGACCACGUGACUCGCGUUUGAAAUCCGCGCCAUAUUAUCAAUUAAGAUGGCGGCGGCUCUUUUCCGUGAGCGGCGUUAAUCCAUAAAAUAGGUUAGAAUAGGAAGAAAAAUGGAUGUUAAUACUUCUUUUAAUACUUCUCCGGGAUUUUGCCCUGAUUGUGGAGCGAUUCUUCCGCUUUUGGGCGAUGUUGGAGGAGUGACGUGUUAUGCGUGUAAAAGGAAAUGGGGACCGGAAGUUUUCGGAGAUAUGGCCAUGUCUUACACUCUUUACUUCAAUGCUAAGGAUGCGUAUGCUUCGUCGAAGAAAGAUGAUGACGACGAGGAAGAUGUAGAUGGUCCAAUUGUAGAACGUAGGUGUCCACAAUGUCAGAACGACCAGAUGUCCUAUGCUACUCUGCAACUGCGAUCCGCCGAUGAAGGCCAGACAGUAUUUUACACGUGUACGAAAUGCAAGUACAAAGAAACGGAGAACUCGUAACCUGCAAUAUAUCUUGUUGAAUGUACAGAUCUUUUAUACACUUUAUUAUUCAUUGAAUAAAACCAAACCAAGUGGAAAUGGAUAAAUAAGGAUUGUAUGCAUGGAUUGCUUUAAGCUUCUAAGUUUGAAAAUAUUUGAGUUGUGGGAAACUACCAUGUAUUAAUAAAACAUAGAACUUUAUUUAUAUUACAUUCAACAAAUAAUGAGUAAAGAGUAUACAAGCAUAUUUGUAAUACUAUGUAAGGAGUUUGUGAUAAUUUUGCUUUUAACAAUAAUUAUCUAGUUUAAUUGUAUUUUGAUCAAGUAAUCUUGUAUUUACAGAAUAUCCAAGUUAAGAGUUAA
Molecule: messenger RNA, 1168 nt
Organism: Orussus abietinus
Lineage: Eukaryota; Metazoa; Arthropoda; Insecta; Hymenoptera; Orussidae
Gene: RpI12
Product: DNA-directed RNA polymerase I subunit RPA12
Exons: 4
Coding region: 458-826 (122 amino acids)
Biological process (GO): DNA-templated transcription; termination of RNA polymerase I transcription
Cellular component (GO): RNA polymerase I complex
Molecular function (GO): nucleic acid binding; DNA-directed RNA polymerase activity; zinc ion binding
Source: RefSeq, a predicted model, not a curated record